AUGGCUUCCCGUUAUCUGACCAAGGAGGAACAGGAUAUGGAGGACGAGCUCGUCAAGACCAUCCACGAGAGAGUUAGCGAAGGCCUCCACAUGUUGGUUAGUUCAUUUUCUCUCCCGAAUUUUGUCUAUCAUCUCCGUCCAGGCCGAGUCACACUCCCGGUUUGUGUACACCGGUGGUUGAUGGUACAUGGAAGAAUGGCUUCCAUUUAUGAACUCGCUUUUUUCGAAUCUUCGCUCUAACUGGCUGCGCGUCACACCCGCGCCAGCACGCAAACUGCCCUCCUACGUAACUCUCGAUGUUGUGCGUGUGUACCAAACGUUCAUUAUUCAGAACGACCUUAUGGCGGUUCUGAGCGUGGUGACAGAGAUGAAGAGUACCAUUCUUGAGAAAAACGCAAAACUGACAGCGCAAAUUGAAAAACGUGACGUUCAAAAAUCGAUGCAUUUUGGCUCUAUUGACAUUGAGUACUUCCGCAGAAUCGGAGAGAUCAUUCAGAUUAUAGUUAGCAAAACCGUAGUCCCUCAUCCAAGUCCCAAAUUCAGUCUCUAUGCAACCAGGUUCAGCGUAAAGUCUCACCCACUUAUGUGGAGGACUCGUCUGUGCGCCGGAGAAUUCAACGAUUUUAUCUCGUUCUUGGUCGUCGUCGCCGAGUCGGAAAAUACUCUCUUGUAUUACCUUUAUAUUUUCAGAUCGAAACAUUUUCUUUUUUAGGAGGACAUCAUGACUCUAAUGCCGGAAGUUGCCAACGAACAUGUCAAAGUGAUCACUCAUCUUCGCGUUCUCAAGUUCUGUUUCGAGCAGGAAUCGGCGGACCUGGUCAGGAAGUGACGAAGUGAAUGAACUUGCUAAAUCUAUGCUUUCAGCCAAAAAUUGACCUGCUCGAACCGGAGUUCGACGGCAUCAAGAAGUGCGACGAGAUCAUCAUUAUGUCGCAGUUUUUGGUCAAACGCGGUUACUCCCGCAACUGGCAGAAGGCUGUGACUGUGCAAAUGGAAGAGUUUCGUGCGGUCCUUUCGAGCACCUCUCCGGGCAAUCAGGUACAGUAGAAUGCACGUGUCGUGUUAGCAGCGAACGACUUCUUUAGCUUCUCGAAAUCACGUCAAUCAUCCAUAAUCUGUACUAUCGUCUUUGUCGCGCCUUCGAAAUGUACAAGAAUAAGAUGGACCGCGACGAGACGUUCUUGUCCGGAGAGCGUCGUCAUUUCCAUUUCCAGUAG
Caenorhabditis sp. 36 PRJEB53466 is the source of this 1217-nucleotide messenger RNA. The record is from the annotation of a GenBank genome assembly. Lineage: Eukaryota; Metazoa; Nematoda; Chromadorea; Rhabditida; Rhabditidae.